Molecule: messenger RNA, 1404 nt
Organism: Schizosaccharomyces japonicus yFS275
Lineage: Eukaryota; Fungi; Ascomycota; Schizosaccharomycetes; Schizosaccharomycetales; Schizosaccharomycetaceae
Product: serine-tRNA ligase
Exons: 1
Coding region: 1-1404 (467 amino acids)
Biological process (GO): seryl-tRNA aminoacylation; tRNA aminoacylation for protein translation; mitochondrial seryl-tRNA aminoacylation
Cellular component (GO): mitochondrion
Molecular function (GO): ATP binding; nucleotide binding; aminoacyl-tRNA ligase activity
Source: RefSeq, a predicted model, not a curated record
AUGAGACUUGUAUUUUCUCCUUGUCUCAGACGUACAAACUUUGUCUCUUUACGCUAUGUUUCAUCAAAAGCAAACGGAUUCUUAACAAAACGAGUACAACUAGACUAUAAAAAGAUUGUAGAAAAUGCCGAGAAUUUAAAGAAGAAUUGUCUCAUGAGGAACAUGAAGUCACUGGCUGAUUCUGUUCCAAAUAUUGUUCGUCUAUAUCAUGAACGAAUUCAAUGCUUGGAUGAGCUUAAACCAUUUCGUGCACAGAAGAAUACAGUUACAAAGCAACUCGCGGACAAAAACCUUCCGCCUACACGCCGACAUGCUCUUCUGAUAGAGUCUCGUAAAAUGAAGGAGAUUAUGUCACCAUCAGAAAAGAAGUUGGUACUUCUCGAGCAGCAACUGCAGCAAUUGUGCUUACAGUUGCCGAAUCAACUUGGAGAGUAUGUACCCAUUGGUCCAGAAUCUGAUGCACGGUGUGUCGGUUACAUCUGUGAAGAUAAAUUGGCUCAGGUACAGCAACGAACAUAUGUGGCAGAUCAUUUAGACAUUGCGAAAAGAGCAUUUGACUUUGACUCUGCAGCGUUAGGUUCUGGCCAUUCCUUUGUAUACCAAUGGGGAGAUGCUGCUUUAUUAGAGUUUGCCUUACUAAAUUUUACGGUUGAUUAUGCAAUUCAACAGGGAUGGGAAUUUUGUUUGGUGCCGACAAUUGUGCGCACAGACGUUGCCCGUGCUUGCGGUUUCCAGCCUAGGGAUGCUGAAGGGCAACAAAUGUAUGAAUUGGAAAGUGACGUGUCCUCAAACGUCCCGCCGCAGGUGCUUGUCGGUACUGCCGAAGUCAGUUUAGCAGCAAGCGCAUUGAACAAGACAUUUACCGAUCUCAAAAAGAAAUGUGUUAUUGGAGUGUCUCGUGCAUACCGACGGGAGGCAGGAGCGCAUGGAAAAUUCACUCGCGGAAUGUAUCGUUUGCAUGAGUUUACGAAAGCAGAGUUUUUUGCUUGGACACAUCCAGACUAUAGUUCUGCAAUGUUGAAGGAGAUUAUCAAGUUGCAAGCAACAAUUAUUCAAAUGUUGGAAAUACCUGCCCGCAUACUUUACAUGCCCUCUGAAGAACUGGGUGCUUCUGCGUCGGAAAAAUAUGACAUUGAAGCUUGGAUGCCAAGCCGUAAUGAUUUUGGUGAAAUUACCUCUGCAUCCAACUGUCUUGAUUAUCAAGCUCGGAGACUGUGGACACGUUAUGAUAAUGGUAUGGAUACUGGUUAUGUGCACACACUUAAUGGAACCGCAGUCGCUAUACCACGACUGUCUAUUGCUAUUCUGGAAAAUAAUCUUCAGAGCGACGGACGCGUAAAAAUCCCCAAUGUAUUACAACCUUUUAUGAAUAAAAAGUACUUGGAUUUUUCUGCGUAUAAAUGA